Messenger RNA from Fomitopsis serialis, 2820 nucleotides. Its product is annotated as ARM repeat-containing protein. Bases 1 to 2820 code for a protein of 939 amino acids. Gene Ontology annotation, cellular component: fungal-type vacuole membrane; endosome membrane; PAS complex. Lineage: Eukaryota; Fungi; Basidiomycota; Agaricomycetes; Polyporales; Fomitopsidaceae. Gene Ontology annotation, biological process: positive regulation of kinase activity; phosphatidylinositol biosynthetic process. The transcript is spliced from 17 exons. The record is from RefSeq and is a predicted model, not a curated record.
AUGGAGUCCGGUAUUUCGAAGCAAUUGGUGGACAAGAUGUACGAGAAGCGGAAGGCUGCCGCACUUGAGCUUGAGAAGCAGAUUCGAGAAUGUCAUCAGCAGGGCGACCAUCGGCGUAUUGGUCAAAUCAUCGACCAGCUUGUGGACAUGUUCAACAACCCAACCAAUCCAUUGCAUGUCCGGAACGGUGGACUCAUUGGCCUUGCUGGAACUGCAAUCGCCCUAGGCGUGGAUAUUGCACCCUACAUGGAGAAGUUCACCGAACCUCUACUCGUGUGCUUCGCGGACCCCGAGAACAGAGUACGAUAUUUCUCUGCGGAAUGUCUCUAUAAUAUCGCCAAGGUGUCGAAGGGGGAGAUACUGGUGUACUUCAACCCCAUAUUUGACGCUCUGAGUAAGCUUGCUGCAGAUUCCGAACUGUCCGUCAAGAAUGGUGCGGAAUUGCUGGAUCGCUUGCUCAAAGAUAUCGUGGCCGAGACAGCAUCCGUUUAUAUACCCCACUACCCGGAGACAGAGAAGGCGCGGAAAGCACUCGACGAAGGGAAUGACAUGAACAUUUUGGUGCCACACCCAGACGAUGUUGCAAGCGGGGCGGAUAUCAAUGGGGCACGUAAAGCGUUCUCUCUUGCGCGCUUCAUACCGCUACUGUCGGAGCGGAUUUACGUCUUGAGCCCCUUCACACGGAGCUACCUGGUUUCCUGGAUCACUGUGCUCGACUCAGUCCCAGAACUGGAAUUGAUCACGUACCUACCAGAGUUCCUUGAUGGUCUACUGAAGUACUUGUCAGAUCCCACUGAGGACGUACGUAUAGCGACGGAGAACUUGCUCGCUGACUUCCUCCGGGAAAUUCGGGAUGUGACCACCGUGCAACGACAGUACGAAGAGCAGUUCAAAACAAAGCGCGAAGCCGCUGAACAAGCUCGUCGGACCGACACUGAGAAGCCACAAGAGAUAACAAUAUCCGGUUCCGAUCGUGGUGGUCCAUUCCUCGAUGGCGACGAUGGAAUUUUCGAUGAUAGUUCUCUAGCCUCACCAGAUGAGAAGCAGCCUGACCAUGCGGGGCGGGACGUCGGCCAUUGGGUACCUGGUCAGGGUGUCAAGAUUGACUACCCUGCAAUAGUCGAAAUCCUAUUGCAGCAGCUAGAUGACCAACAUGAUGUAAUCCAACAGUCCACCGCACUCAGGUGGCUCACCGAAUUCCUUACUAUCGUGCAAGACGUUAUGGUCCCCUUCACUCCACAUCUCAUCUCUGUCGUCUUGCCUAAUCUAUCUCACCACGCACUACUGAAUGUAAUACAGUCCUUGCCUCCUCCAUUGACGCUCCAAUUCGCCAAGGGACAGACAAAUCGACGCGACCGUAGCCGCGACUUGACUUCUCCAGAAACAGCGUCGCCACCAGAAGCGGCCACAGUAGGCGAGAGGCCGCCUACGGCCUCGUCUCAACGAACUCGGACGAAUGCUUUGCAGAGCGGCGUCGCUCUAGCCGCGGAGGCAGCACAGCCCGCUGUGCAGACUAGCCGACCUGCCUCUCCCAUCUCGGCUAUCAGUGUGCCUCAAGUACAGACAUCUCCGGAAGCGUCCUUGCUGCAGGAGAAGUCGGACCGAUUCGACUACCAGGCUACCGUGAACGCGCUCACCAUUCAGUUCCUCAGCGAGCACGAGGAUACGCGAGUGGCAGCUCUGAAGUGGCUCAUAAUGCUGCACCAGAAGGCACCGAAGAAGAUCCUCGCUAUUGACGACGGCACGUUCCCGGCAUUGCUGAAGACGCUCUCAGAUCCGUCAGAAGAGGUCGUCAAGAGCGAUCUUCAACUGAUCGCUCAGAUAUCGUCAAGCUCUGAUGAGAGUUACUUCAAAGCCUUCAUGGUCAACCUCUUGGACCUAUUCAGCACGGACAGAGGAUUGUUGGAAGCUCGGGGCAGUCUAAUCAUCCGCCAGCUCUGUUUGAACCUUAACACCGAGAGGAUCUACCGGACUUUCGCGGAAAUCCUUGAAAAGAAGAGCGGCAUGGUUCAAAAGCUCAAUAUGAUCCUCAUCACAUCGCCUGAGUUGGCGGAAUUCCGCAGACGAUUGAAGAGCCUCGAAACCCGUGUAUCAAGACGGUCAAGCCUGUUUACCACCUUGUAUCGAUCAUGGUGUCACAACGCCGUGGCAGCAUUCUCUCUUCACGCAUCGAAUCUCCUCUACAUCUUUGCGGACCUCGAGAUCACAGUACCAUUGCUCGUUCAGAUAGACAAGCUAGUGCAGCUGAUUGAAUCACCUCUCCUGGAGCCAGAGAAACAUCCGCACCUAUUCAAGUGCCUGUACGGAUUGCUCAUGCUAUUGCCGCAAAGCUCCGCGUUCGUCUCGUUACGAAAUCGACUAAGCGCAGUGAACUCGGCAGGAUUCCUUCACAUCGCCCCAAAAUCAACGGUUGCCAGCAUUUCAUCGACCCGAUCAAAGCUUGGUCGUGAAGACAUCAAAUGGCAGGAACUACUGUCUCACUUCCGAAUGGUACAAGGCCGGCACGAGAAGGCGCGGAGACAAGCCCUUGGGACGGACACGACACCCUUCGCGGGCUUCACCGUAAAUGACAAGCCCACCACGAAUGGACCGACGACCUCCACACCCGCGGCACCAUCCUCCUUGCGCCCGCAGAUUCGUCGGAAGGUUACGGGAGGCGAGGGCCCUGCAAGACCACCUUCGCGAUCGAGCGCCGUCCUGUCUCCACUCAACCCGAAGGCUCGCGCGCAGAGCGGCUUACUUGCCUCGAAUCUUGCACAUCCGCCUACGAGCCCGACCUUCCCCGCACAGACACAGCCAAGCAGCCACCGCGGACGUUGA